CAAUUGAUAAACUAGUCGAGCGGCACACGCACACAAACGACGAGUAUUUCUUUUAACAAAAAUUUUCUGCGGCACAUCAGUGAAAGACCGCGUCAAUAAGUAAAAUUUACAAUUGUUUUUUACACACUCCUUUUUUUUCUCUUAAUCGUCAAAUGAACUCAAUUCAUUAGGGAAAAAGUUGUAGUUUUUUAAACUCAAAUGGUUCAAGUACGCUACACACGCAAUGUAUUCCUUCGGGGAUUGUGCACUAUUUACCUCUUUGCAUUUCUCAGUUAUUAUAUCCAAAUACCAGGUCUCUACGGCAAUAAUGGAAUUCUUCCGGCAAAAACGCAAAUGGACCUUCAAUCCCGAGUGCCAUUGUCUCAAAAGUUGAUGCAAAAACCGACUUUUGUUUGGUUCGCUUCUUUCUUGGGUUUGAAUGUUGAAUACAUGCUCGACGUUCUUGCUCUACUCGGAAUUAUUCUCUCCUUUUUGGGAUUCAUAUCACAAAAGUACUGUGUAGCUCCACUAUUUCUUGCCUUGUGGUCCCUCUAUUAUUCUUUGUAUCAAGUGGGACAAACAUUUAUGUGGUUUCAGUGGGAUGCUCUUUUAUUGGAAACAGGAUUUUUGUGUAUAAUCGUAGCACCAUUUUGGUACACUCAACAAGUAAAAGCAGGAACUCCCAGCGAUUCUAUUAGAUUUUGGGCAGUUCGAUGGCUCUGCUUUCGAUUAAUGUUUUCCAGUGGCGUUGUAAAAUUAACUUCUGGAUGUCCAACUUGGUGGAAUUUAGAAGCUUUAAAUGUUCACUUUGAGUCGCAGUGCAUUCCUACACCUUUGGCAUGGUAUGCACAUCAUUUGCCAACCUGGUUUCUAAGAUUAUUCACUGUUCAUGCAAAUAUUUCCGAACUUGUGAUUCCAUUUUUAUUCUUCUCGCCAAUAAGGAAACUUCGAAUAAGUGCAUUUUACUGGCAGCUUUUCCUGAUGGUAAACAUAAUAGCAACGGGAAAUUAUAACUUUUUCAAUUUAUUGACAAUAUGCCUGAGCAUUUCGCUCUUGGACGAUCAAUUUUUCUAUAAAGGACGAACGAAGGCUGGAUCAUCGAAAAUUUUUAAUUAUCUUUCAAUUCUCGCGUGUAUUGUUGUCUAUUUGGCAAUUCUUUAUGGAACGCACAUUUAUUAUAACAUGAAAUUCGCAGAAAAUUGGACGAUUGAAACGAAAAUAGGUUUUACACAGAAACAAUUUGACGAAAUUCUUGGCAAAGUAAUUCCAAUCUCGAUUUAUAUUGCGAUGGUCUCGCUUGGAUUUACUGUCGCCGAUGCGAUCACUAAUUCCGUGUUGAAUAUCAAGGGAGUUCAAAAGAAAGUUUCGACUACGCUUGUCACAAUUAUGUAUACAGUUUUGGUUGGAUCAAUUUUUGCCAUCAGUGUCGUUCCUUACGCGACUUUGCAUCCAUCUCACAAUCAAACUGUGCCCAUGCAACUGAAGAAACUUCACGCAAAAGUGGAUCAAUUACAUCUUGUUAAUAGUUACGGUUUAUUCCGACGAAUGACUGGAGUGGGCGGAAGACCAGAGGUUAUUAUCGAAGGCAGUAACAGUGUUGAUGGACCGUGGAAGGAAUAUGAAUUCCUUUAUAAGCCAGGAAAUGUUAAUAACUCGAUGCCAUUUGUCGCGCCAUAUCAACCACGACUCGAUUGGCAAAUGUGGUUCGCUUCUUUGGGAACUUAUCAUCAAAAUCCUUGGCUUAUGUCCUUUGCCUAUCGACUAUUGAAUGGCCAAAAAGAAGUGUUGGCAUUAAUUAAUAACUCGAAAAAUCCAUUCCGCAACAGUCAGCCAAAAUAUGUGAAAGCUAGUCUUUAUCACUAUCACUAUACUCCAUGGAGCCAAAGGAACAGUCAAGCCUGGUGGACGAGAGAAAAGGUCGGCGAGUAUUUCCCCGUGUUUAGUCGCGAUCAUCCGCCUCUUCUCGAAUAUUUAGCGAAAAUGAAAAUAAUUCAAGACAAACCAGAACCAAAGGUCGUUAACGAACCAUUAAAAGUCGUUCUUGACUUCCUUAGAGAAGCAGUGACAAAAAUCGAAGCUAGUUUACUUCUCUGGGGUGUAUUCACAGCCGGAUGUGCAAUUAUCAUGACCGCCUCGAGUCCAACUCCAAAAAAGAAGUAAAAAAAAAAUGAAGAGCGAAAAGAAUUAAGAAUUAAAAUUACUAAACAAGGUGUUGUCAAAUGGUGUGUAAGAAAAAUUGUAUGAUAUUUGACAGUUUUUUUUUUUUUUUUAUUUCUUUCUUGUUUUGUUUUUUUUUCUAUUAUUGUUGCGUGAAAUAUGAGAUAAAGAAUUGGUCGGUUAAAACUCAAUUUUUUUCUAUAAUUUAAAAAUUUGAAAAAAAAUACAUUUUAGAAUUCGUGAGUUCGUGCGCUUUGUGUAUGUAUGUAUAUAAUAUUUGGUCUCUUUUCUCCAAGGGGAGAAAAUUUCUCAAAAAAAAAGAAAAGAAAAAGAUAGAGUUUAGACUAAA
Messenger RNA from Leptopilina heterotoma, 2485 nucleotides. Its product is annotated as lipase maturation factor 2-like. Gene Ontology annotation, biological process: protein maturation. NCBI's taxonomy places the organism in Eukaryota, Metazoa, Arthropoda, Insecta, Hymenoptera, Figitidae. The transcript has 10 exons. Gene Ontology annotation, cellular component: endoplasmic reticulum membrane. Bases 199 to 2139 code for a protein of 646 amino acids. The record is from RefSeq and is a predicted model, not a curated record.